AUGUCAACCAUCUCCAAUCAAUCUCAACCACGAAGGGUUGCAAGACGUGCUUGUCUAUCGUGUCGAGAGAAAAAAAUAAAAUGUGACGGAGAACCAAUGAUAACUGUCACUGGUGCUGAUGGAACUAAUAAAAUAAUCCCGGAAAGAACUAGAACUUGCUCCAAUUGUCGUUUUUUAGAUAUAGAAUGUGUCUUUGUUCAAAGUAAUAGAGGUGGGAAAAGAAAGAAACGAGAUCCCGACAGUACAGAUUUAGAUCCCGACAUAAAAAAAUCAAAAUCAUUACAUUUAAACCAAUAUGAUCACGAACAAUCACAAGCAUCUCCACCGGCACAACAGCAACAAAAUAACGAUGUAUCAUCAUCAGCAGAAAGACUCAGUUCCUAUAUUUCAGAUGGGAAAAUACCCAAAAAACUACCUUCUCCUGUAUUUAGUCAAGCAACAUUGGAUUAUCAAAGACUGGACCCUUAUAAGCAAAACCAAUUCCCAAGAUCUGUUUCUUCAUUUUCAAGUCUACUGGGACCUUCUGGAACUUUAUUACAGCUUCCGAAUCGUGCAUUUUCGGAGAGAUCAAACUCAAUAAACUACUCUGGCCUUCCUCCUUUCCCACCACAACAUUUAGGCUCAUCCAAUUCAAUAGGACAUUUGCCUAGUAUUACUCAAACUUCUCCUCAUCAACAACCACACCCCCCUCCACCACCAAAACCACAUUCAGGAUCCAAUAAUUCUCAUCAUAGUCCUCAUCUACCUCAUCCUCCUCCUCCUCCAACAACGUCCCUGCAUCAUAGUAUGGAAGAACCCCCACGAGGACCACCCCCUCCAUUACCUCCACAUUUACUUCAUCAUUAUUAUGGAUAUCCACCUCCACCUCCUCCACCACAUAUGCAUCAUCCACCAGGAUUUGGGUUCCCACCACCACCGCCGCCUCCAGGAAUAGCUGGUGGACCACACCCUCCACCACCUCCAGGACAACCAUAUCAUUAUGGUCCUCCACCUCAGGGUCCUCCACCACAUAUGAACCAUCAAUAUGAGCGUCAUCAUAGUCAUCACCAUCACCAUCACCAUCAGCAUCUUCGCAAUCAUCUGGGAAGUCAUAGAAGCCAUUCUAAGAAUCAUUCGACGUACGAUAAUGAAUCAAGUAGAAGCAGAGGACCCCCACUGCCACUGCCUCCAAGUAAUCUAUCCAGAUCUUCCCUGUCAUCAUCGUUGUCGAAUCCUAAUGAUGUAAGUAUGGCAGGAUCAUCCGUGAAAAUUUCUAACGCACCUCAAAAACCAAUUUACAUGGAAACUCCACUGGUAAAAUUACCACCACCUCCACCAAAUGAAAAGAAACUAACAUUAGAUGCGCCAUUCACAGAUGAACAAUUAGCUAAAUAUGACUUGCCACCAUGGGAGGUAUUGAAUAAAGUGUUCAACUAUUAUUAUAUUUAUAACCAUCCUGGUCAUCAAUUGUUUCCUGGGAAAUCCAUCUUUAUUAAAAAUUUAGCAUUGGUUACCGAUGCUUCUAUUAUUCAUGCAAUAAUUGCAACUACAUGCUUGAUCGUUUCCAAAACGGAACCUUCUCUUGGAUUAGUUGGUGAUGAAUUGUAUUGGUUGAACAAAAUGCAUAAAUAUUGGGAUAAUUUAAAUGAUAUGGGCAUACUAUGCUGUUACAAACUAAUGAGUAAAUGUACCUCAAUCCGAUUCAACGUCAAGAAAAUUAAUGAUCUUAACAUCAAGCUUUGGGAAACCGUCAACAAUAAUCAAUAUGUUGAGAUAUAUAAACAAAAACGAUUUGAAUUUCAAGAGUCAAGAACAACGCCUACAUUUGGAACUAAAAGACAGAAUUUCGAACGUGAAAUGAUUUUAAAAAUCAUUUGGAGUUUUUAUAUUAAUAAUAUCAUCUUGUUGCGGUUUCAUCAAGGUAGACCAUAUUAUAAGUUAUCAUCUAUAUUAGAUGGCUUCAAAUUCGAUUAUGAAAGGGACCUUUAUUCUAAUAAUAUCUUGUUACCUAUGGGGGAUACUGAUUACAUAUCAUUAAAAUUAGUCAAUAACAGAAGUAAUUGGAGUCAAUUAUACGAGAAAAAUACUGUACCAUCAGAUAGUACGAGUUUAAUAUUGGCAGCUAAAUCAUUUGAACAUUCUUUAUCAAAGUUAUCCAACGAGGAUUUAAAGUUGAAGGAUUUGAUUCAACCGGAACAAUCUACAAUUGAAUUCAAAAAGAAAAUCAAAAAUUUGUACAGUAAAGUUUUGGAAGAUAAGAAAUUAGUGGUGAUUAACAUGUCGUACUGGUUUUCGAAUAUUAUAUUAUGCAUGGGUGAUAUUCUUGAGUUUAAUUAUUUCCUACAAGAUGUCAUGGUAUUUAAAAUGUGCAAAUAUGAUUUUAAUGCCAACAAUGAUUCAAACGAUUCUAAUCAUAAUGCUACUAAUGAUCCAUGGGCUACUAGUGGAGUUGGUGUAUUACAAAAUCCAUUAAUCAGUAGUGAGAUUUCAACUCUGGAAGGGCUCACUGAUAAACUCCAAGAAUUAUCUACUGAACAAUGGAAAUGUCUUUUACAAAUAAUUAAAUCCAUUCAUGAAUAUGUCGACUUUCUCAAAUUGGUGCCCCUGUCUGAAUAUGAAAAAGAUUUUUUGGUAGUAGUUGGUCCUACCGCGCUAGAUGAUUAUUCCAAUGACGCGGUCCAGUCAACGAAAACAUUUAGAGAUGUGAUUGAUAAUUCGUCGGAUUGGUGGGAUACUCCUGAACUCCAAUCAACAGUCAAACAAGCAUGGACUAAAAUGCCAGUUUAUGUAUUAUCAUUUACUGCCGGGAUCUUGUCCUUGGCUUAUAGUUUAGCCGUGUUGACGAAAUAUCUCAAGAUUCAUAAAUCGGGCUCAAAUGAACUAGUUGUUGAAUUUAUUGAAAUCAGUCUAAAGAAACAUAUUCCAGAGAUCAAAUUUGAAACCAAGGAAGAUGAAUUGGUUCUUGAAUUAUUUAAUCAAUCAUCUAUAUUGAGUCAAUUAUCUACAUUAUGUGAAUUUGUUAAAUUCAAAUUGAAUUAUAGCAAUGAAGAAAUCAUGACUGCUACCACACAAAGAUUAAACAAACUAAAUCAAAAUCUUGAUGAUAUUCUAGUUAAUAAAGUUUAG
This is a messenger RNA of Candida tropicalis MYA-3404, 3105 nucleotides long. RefSeq names its product Zcf31p (gene ZCF31). Gene Ontology annotation, molecular function: DNA-binding transcription factor activity, RNA polymerase II-specific; zinc ion binding. The record is from RefSeq and is a predicted model, not a curated record. The coding region runs from base 1 to 3105 and encodes 1034 amino acids. The transcript has a single exon. Gene Ontology annotation, biological process: regulation of DNA-templated transcription. Lineage: Eukaryota; Fungi; Ascomycota; Pichiomycetes; Serinales; Debaryomycetaceae.